Molecule: messenger RNA, 1197 nt
Organism: Patella vulgata (common limpet)
Lineage: Eukaryota; Metazoa; Mollusca; Gastropoda; Patellidae
Product: 2-oxoisovalerate dehydrogenase subunit alpha, mitochondrial-like
Biological process (GO): branched-chain amino acid catabolic process
Molecular function (GO): oxidoreductase activity, acting on the aldehyde or oxo group of donors, disulfide as acceptor
Source: RefSeq, a predicted model, not a curated record
GACGAUAGACCGGAGUUUCCAGGGUCAAAAUCAGAGUUUGUCAGUAAAUUAGAAUUUAUUGAACCAGACAACAUAAAAGGCAUUCCUGUAUACAGAGCGCUGGGACGAAAUGGUAAAAUACUAGAGGACAGUGAAGAUCCCAAAUUAGACAGUUCAACGGUCCUCAAGAUGUACAAAGAUAUGACACUGUUGAAUACCAUGGAUAUAGUAUUGUAUGAAUCUCAACGGCAGGGAAGAAUAUCAUUUUAUAUGACAAAUUAUGGAGAGGAAGGCACACAUAUUGGUUCAGCUGCGGCCCUGGAUCCAAGAGAUUUGGUAUUUGGGCAGUACAGAGAAGCUGGAGUUCUGAUGUGGAGAGGGUUUACACUUGACCAAUUUAUGGAUCAGUGCUAUAGUAAUGUUAAUGACCUUGGUAAAGGAAGACAAAUGCCUGUUCAUUAUGGAACAAAGAAGUUGAACUUUGUAACAAUAUCUUCAACCAUAAGUACACAGAUGCCACAAGCUGCUGGUGCAGCUUAUGCUUUAAAGAGAGCGAAGAAUGGACAGUGUGUGAUCUGCUAUUUUGGAGAUGGUGCAACAUCCGAAGGUGAUGCCCAUGCAGCUUUUAAUUUUGCUUCUGUAUUAGACUGUCCAGUGAUAUUCUUUUGUAGGAACAAUGGUUAUGCUAUUUUUACACCUGUUGAAGAUCAAUAUAGAGGGGAUGGUAUUGCAUCUCGUGGUGUAGGCUAUGGUAUGAUGACAGUUCGAUUAGAUGGAAAUGAUAUAUUUGCUGUGUACAAUGCUGUCAAAUCAGCUCGCGAAAUAGCAGUAGCCCAAAGACCUAUACUCAUUGAAGCUAUGACAUACAGAAUUGGUCAUCAUAGUGCCGCGCAUGACAAUUCAGACUACAGAUCGGUAGAGGAAGUAAACUAUUGGGAUAAACAAGAAAAUCCCAUUACACGUUUGCAAAAUUACAUGAUUAAUAAUGGUAUCUGGGAUGAAAAAAUGGAAAAGGAAUGGAAGUUAGAAUCUCAUAAAAUGGUCAUGAGAGCUUUUGCUGACGCCGAAAGCAGAAAGCGACCUAGUCUCGAUGAAAUGUUUGAGGAUGUUUACGAUGUUUUACCGAAACAUCUAGAGAAUCAACUAGAAGAGAUGAAAACCCACGUUAAACAGUAUAAAAAAAAUUAUCCACUUGAACACCACGAGAAACUGACAUAA